Molecule: messenger RNA, 1362 nt
Organism: Jaminaea rosea
Lineage: Eukaryota; Fungi; Basidiomycota; Exobasidiomycetes; Microstromatales
Exons: 2
Coding region: 91-1221 (376 amino acids)
Source: RefSeq, a predicted model, not a curated record
ACAAGACGGAUUGGGGUCGUCACGGGACCAUCGACGACGCCUCUUCGAAGGCACUCUUAGCCAGCUCCAAGAGCGACAGGAUUCGUCGUCAUGGACGCCCGCUCAGCCACCCAAGACGCGACGCUCUACUUGCUCCACGCCGCCUUUGUCUUGGCCGUGGGAAACGACGCAACUCGUGGUCAUCGAGAUCAAUCGGCCUCAUCGUCGUCACAGCCUCUGCCUUUACUUGGGGCUACACAAGCCCGCAAGUUCUUACAAGCUGUGCUCGACCAGACGACGACCAGCGAGAUUGCAGAAGGGGCCACGGGUAAGCGACGACGCCUCGCAGGUGGGGGCGGCUGCGGUGCGAGAAGGUCGUUGUGGCUUGAAGGCGACGGUAGGAAGAGCGACUCUACUGUAGCGGCCACUGCAAGCAUCUGCAGCGCACUCGACCACCUACCAGCACAUUGGAGGUUGCACAAUGUCCUCUGCCAAGGGUGUGGGAGCAUAGCGCUACCUGGUAUCACAACGGCUUCGACACGCGGCAAGAGGCGGCGUGAUUUCGAUUGUCUCGUUUGCUGCAAAGGUCAUGGUGGUCAAGGCAGGAUGCGAAACGGAGGCUUUGCUGCCGUAGGCUUGCACGAUGAGGACGAGAAGGUCAUGAAGAGCAGCAAGGCUGCCUUCGCCUCGGCGCGUAAGCGAAGGACAGGUGCGAAAAGCCAUGGUUCGCAGCCGCUGAUGGCAACAAUCAUGGAGCCAAAGCCACCUCGCGGAGCAUCACGAUCGGCAUCCAUGACAUCUGCCUCAGCCAAUGCGAAGGGGAAGGAGGCGAGCAGAGAGCUCGCCACGGCUGCUCCGUCUCCGCCUGCUCCUUCUACCUCUGACAGAGCCUCAUCAUCACGCAGCGAAUACGUGGCCAAGCCUACGUCCCUCUCCUCAACAGCGAAACAGACGAACAAAGAUGUCCAGCCCGUGAGGCAAGCUCAGCAGCUUUCGGCGCCGACAUCUCCAUCCAAACCCCUUCUCAGAGGCGCCACAGCUGGCAGCGCCCCCGGCACGGAUCGCCACGAGAAGCGUCACGACCACAAGGCGGCGUUGCGUGCUAUGCUCUCAAAAGACAAGGGAAGCGGGACCGCUCGCGACAAGAAGAAGGGACAGCCCAAGGCGGACGGUAGUAGACAGGGUGGCGCGACGGGAGGAGGCGGAGGUGGGCUGGCUGACUUUCUUGCCGGCUUGUCGUGAUGAGGGGACCCAAGAGUCAUCUCCGGUACGUGAUGAGCGGUAGCUUCUUGCCGAAGGUGGCGCAGUGCAAGCCCAUCACUGAUCACGACGGGGUGGCGCCGACUAACGAACUUGACUCUUCGGGCCUCUGGUCACAACCCC